Messenger RNA from Neoarius graeffei (lesser salmon catfish), 2854 nucleotides. RefSeq names its product ring finger and WD repeat domain 3 (gene rfwd3). The record is from RefSeq and is a predicted model, not a curated record. Gene Ontology annotation, biological process: double-strand break repair via homologous recombination; interstrand cross-link repair; protein ubiquitination. Gene Ontology annotation, molecular function: ubiquitin protein ligase activity; protein binding. NCBI's taxonomy places the organism in Eukaryota, Metazoa, Chordata, Actinopteri, Siluriformes, Ariidae. Gene Ontology annotation, cellular component: site of double-strand break; nucleus. The transcript is spliced from 14 exons. The coding region runs from base 242 to 2338 and encodes 698 amino acids.
GCUUGGCGCGGGCUUUGGAUGUUCGUCAAGUCUUCUGCUUAGUGGCCUGAGCUUUAGCUAAUAUUAUUAGUAUUUAUACUCAGAACCCAUCAGUGCACUAUUAGCCCAGUUAUUCUAAAGCCUGCAUCGAUCAGCUCAUGGAUGAUGGUUGAUUAAUGUGGAAUAAGGUUUAACAGCGAGCUAUAAGAUACAGCAAUCUCAAAGUGGCUCCCCAAAAAACUCUGCUCAAGACAGGUCCGAGAUGGAGGAUAUGGAGGUGGAUGUGCAGCUGAGAGCUACAGAGUCAGUUGGUUCUGUUGGUCUGGAAGUUCCCAUCGUAAUCCCUAACUCUGGGAGCAGUACGGAAGUGGAAGAGGAUGAAGAGGCUGAUGGGAGAGCUGAAGGAGGAGGCAUGGCUCCUGUUAACAGGCCACGGCUCGCAACAACUCAGAUUGUCAGGAGAAGGAGAGCAAGAGCAGGCCUGCGGUUCCAGUACGCCACACAGACUACACAUUUGAGCAGAAGCCCUUUAAACUUUCUGCUUAGGGUGUCAACGGGAAGUGACACAGAGCCUCUUUCAGGUAGCACAGACGAGGUGAGCGACUCUGAGGAGGAAAGACAGAAUGGAGAGACCUCAGGUCCGAUACCGGCUGCAAACGUUACAGCUAUACUGCGCAACAGCCAGCCUGCUUCUCUGGUCACCCCUCCUCUUCAACAGUCUGGUGCAGCAGAGCCUACUGUUUCUUCUGAAGCUGACAGGGCUGAACCUCUAGUUCAGCCUGAGGACAGGGCUGAUUCAUCAGCCACAGAGGCCACUGAAAGCGCUUCUCUUUUGGCUGCUGUGGCCGACAACGAUGGAGACGGAGAGACCUGCUCUAUAUGUUUUGAACCUUGGACCACGUCCGGUGAACACCGUCUGGCCACGCUGCGAUGUGGCCACUUGUUCGGCUUCGCAUGUAUUGACCGCUGGUUGAAGGGCCAAGGGGCCAAAUGUCCUCAGUGUAAUAAAAAGGCAAAGCGGUGUGAUAUAGUCUUGCUGUAUGCACAUAAACUGAGGGCAGUGGACAACACCGAGCAUGAGAGUUUAAAGAGAUCUUUGGAACAGGAGCAGAGUUUGCGGAGGAAGGCAGAGCUGGAAUCCGCUCAGUGUCGUCUUCAGUUACAGGUUGUAACAGACGAGUGUGGGAAACUCCGUCGAGAGGUUCAGGAGCUUCGGAGGUUAAUGGCACAGACUCCCUCCAGCUCAACUCAGUCUCUGUCCUCUACUCAGUCUAUGUCUCAGAGACAUGAUUCCUCAAGCAGGGGGAAUUAUGUUUUCUCCAAGGCUGUCCUUGUUUCUCAGCCUGGUGGGUGUCGUGUUUUGUCUUACUGUGAGCCCCUCAGUUGCCUGUUGGCUUCUCAACCCUCCCCUCAUGCCUCUUUGGUCCCUGGCUUUGGAGUGAAAAAAAUCAGCACUGUGAAUCUCAAAGCCAGUCAUUACGUUCCCAUCCACAUUAAACAGAUCAGAGGCCUUUCCUUCAACAGACAGCAAGAUGGCCUCAUGCUUUCUGCUGCCUUUGAUAAUACUAUCAAGCUCACCAGCUUGUUUACCAACACUGUGGUACAGACCUACAACACUGGGAAACCUGUGUGGAGCUGCUGUUGGUGCCAUGACAACAACAACUACGUUUAUGCUGGUCUGAGCAAUGGUUCAGUGCGGGUGUAUGACACACGGGACACGAGCACUCACGUGCAAGAGCUCGCACCUCUUCGUUCCAGUUGUCCAGUCGUGUCCCUGUCCUACCUCCCCCGUGCCGCCUCCAGUUUGUUCCCCUGUGGUGGCCUCAUUGCUGGCUCGCUUGAGGGGGGAUGUUUCUGGGAACAGGUGGAGGGAACCACGUAUCGACAGCACAUUCUGCCUUUAGAGUCUGGAGGCUGUACAGACAUUCAGGUGGAACCUGAGAGCAGACAUUGUCUGGUCACCUACAGACCAGGUCGUACCAACCCAUCUUUGCGUUGUGUUCUGAUGGAGCUUAACCGAAGCGCUCAUCAAGAUGCUGCCCAGGUUCCUGUCUGCUCCUGUUCUCCUGUCCAGACCUUCAUUGCUGGCUCAUCUUCCAAGUUGCUCACAAAGAACGCCGUGUUCAAAAGUCCUGCUACUGACUCUACUCUAGUGUGUGCAGGAGACGAGGGCUCUAAUUCUACCAUGGUGUGGGAUGCUAGCAGUGGAGCCUUGCUUCAGAAACUUCCUGCAGAUAUACCAGUCAUGGACAUCUGCCCUUUUGAGACAAAUCAGGAACAUUACCUGGCUUCUCUAACUGAGAAGAUGAUUAAGAUCUAUAAAUGGGAGCAGAGUGGCCCAGAAAGAGCGAGUUUCUGAUGGUAGCUCCUUUGGUGGUUGUUGGCCAUUGUGAGGAUGUGGUCUGUUUUACUCUGGACAUGACGUUUCAUUGAAAUCAGGUGAAUAUCUUCUAAGCCUAUUUUCUAUUGUGAUAAAGGCAGGACAUGUGACUGUUCAAUUUGCAUUCCUAAAAAUGACCGUGUUGUGAUUUUACCAUAAAUGGUCGACUACAAUUUUGCACCGAAUUCAUAAACUGGGGAAAAAAGGCAUUGGUAGAGAUUUAUAUGGCUUGUCUGUUGUACUUAAAAUAUACAUUUAGUAACUUUCAUAUGGUUUUUAAAUUCUUUUUCAUGGUCGUAUUUUGUCGCAUACUCUUGUUCCACUGGUCAAGUUUCAACAUGAUGCAUCGUUUAAGAGUGCACCAAAUACAUGCCUUUGCCUUUCCUGUGAGAAUUUGUAUGUGGUGGAAAAUGUGUAUAUAAAAGGUUGUUGUUUUGUUUGUUUUUUUUUACUGUUCUGUGACCUGUAAUUCUUAAUAAAUGUACAUUAACAUUU